This is a messenger RNA of Felis catus (domestic cat), 5616 nucleotides long. It is a transcript of the gene CFAP91, whose product is annotated as cilia and flagella associated protein 91. The record is from RefSeq and is a predicted model, not a curated record. The transcript is spliced from 21 exons. The coding region runs from base 438 to 2516 and encodes 692 amino acids. NCBI's taxonomy places the organism in Eukaryota, Metazoa, Chordata, Mammalia, Carnivora, Felidae.
CAAUCUACCAAUGGAAAUCUGAAGCCCAAGAAGUUCUUUCAACUAGGCGUUUGCUACUGCUACUUAGUAUCUUGCUAUUGAAACAGUGCUUCUUGGACUAGCAACAUCAACAUCACUUUGGAAGUGAAUACGUUAUUGUGAAGUACUAAAUGGGAAUAUCACCUAUGAAUGGCACCAAGCAUUCUGUGGAUGACAGCCCUAGUAAUGUAACAAGCAACAACUAAAAUCCCUCCAUGAUGAAAGUACUUAGCUAUUUUUCAUGCCUAACUAAUUCCAGGAUCCCUGUAUUUCAUGAUAACCAGAGCUGGUGAGAGAAAGUUUAUAGAAGAAUCCCAGACCCAUUGUUUAUUGUGUCAAGUGAGAAAGACCACACACAGGCAAAUAUCCAAGCUAACCUGAUUCGAAACAGACUGAGAAAAGUUCCCAGGUUUAGAACCAUGUUCAGUAACCUGGUUCAUUAUCCAAGAUAUUCUCUGUAUUGGAGCAAGGCAGACCCUGUCCCACCAUUCAUCCGUCAGGAAUGGAAGAGACAUGAGGAGAAACACAGAGAAGCCCUCUGGCACCUUGCCAUAACAGAUACAUCUUUUCAGAUGGCCAAAGAGGUUUAUGCAGAUCCUGAAGUAACUGGAAAGAAUCGCUAUAAAUACUUUGAAAGGCCUUUCCUUCCAUUUCAUCAACAGAUGCCACUUAAUGUCGUUUUUGCAGUAACCAAGACAGAGCCAUAUACUUUUCCUACUACUUCUGCUAAGUACCCAUCUAUCCCUUCAAAGUGUACUGUGGGCACUCAGACUGAUUAUCGGGAUGCUGAAGUUCAAACAGAUCCAUAUUCUCCAGAAUAUGUAGUAUGUCAGGAGUCAAUCCCUGAGCUCUUGACCCUGGCUACUCUUACUUGGGGUCGAGGGCUCCCAGCAGGACAAGCUGAAGUUGAGAUGAUAGAACGUGCCCGGGAGAAGCGUGCUUGGGAAGCCACUCUUCCCUGUCUGAGUGACACCUCCCAGUUUGAGAAGAGAAGGAGGAUGAUGAAUGCGAUGGAGAGGAAGGAAUGGGCCUUCAGAGAGCAGGAGAUUGAAAAACUGCAGGAGAUUCGCCUGGAAGUCCUAAAAGAGCUGCUGAAGAAGCGUGAUGAGAAUCAAAAUGAAGUGAACAUGAAGCAUUUGAAUGCCCAGUGGUCUAAACUGCAGGAAGCAAAGGAGGCAAAACUGGCACAGAUUCAGCACAGACAUGUAUCAGCAAUCAGGAAACUUGUGGGAAAGGGAAAGAAUAUAGAAGGGAAGUUGGAGAGAAGAAAUAUCAUCAAGGAUUAUUCUGACUAUGCAUCCCAGGUCUAUGGGCCUUUGUCUCGCCUUGGUCGUUUCCCUGAUAACAACUCAGAGGACUUUGUAGUAAAAAACCACUAUCUCAACACCUAUGAAGGAUUAGUUGAACUUGAGUCAUGUCUCCCAGAUUUUGUGACACAACCCCGAAUCAGACCUCCAAAGCCAAAAGUCACUACCACGAAAGCUGGUUUUCUCAAGAGGGCAGCAAGAAUGGAACAUGAGUUGGCAGAGGUUCAUAAGGCAAUAUUGGAUAAGAAGAAUAAAGUUCUUGAACCAAAGAAACUUCUGCGCUUUCUUCACAGAAAGUCACUACCUCAACCUCGCCUUCCAACUCCAACUUUGGAAAUGAGUUCCAAUGAAGAAGAAGAUAUGGAGAUGGCUGUGAUCUACCUUCAAAAGUUACUCCGGGGAAGAGUCGUUCAGAACACGAUGUUUGAAGGCAAGGAAAAGCGACUGGAGUUGAUCCAGGAGCUGCGCACCAGCCAUGCGCUACAAGAAGAUGACAGGCUGCUGAAGAAAGCUGAGAAGCAAGUGACCCUGGCCUUACAGCGACAGAGGAACUUGCAUGAGCACAAGGUGUCACUGGUUGAAAACCAUUUGGCUGGACUGGAAGGAAGGGUUCUGGCAGACAUGUUUGACUUCCUGUCCAAAGAGCUGGUGAGACUACAGGAAGAGAGGAGGAUCCAUGCUUUUGCCAUGCUGGCCGAGCGGCAGCGGAGGAUGCGAGAAGCUGAGGAGAGUGGUCGGCGCCAAGUGGAGCAAAGGCGCCUGCGGGAGGAGGACCAGAUAUUUAAGGAGGUGGUUAAAGUUCACCAAAGUACUGUAAGUUCCUAUCUGGAAGACAUAAUACUGAAUACCGAAGAGAAUACUGCAGAAGAACAAGCCAGGGCAGAAAUUGAGAAGAUGGCUGAGGAAAUCAAUGACAUUGCUUACGAAAUGGAGAGCCGUCGAACUCAGCUUCAGUCAGAGGAGAUUGUUGCUGAGUUGGUUUAUAGUUUCCUGAUCCCAGAGGUCCAAAAGGACUUUGUCAAAGAAAAAGUGAGGAACGCACAGCAGAAGCAUAUCCUUGCAGCCCAUCAGGUCAUCCACAGACACACAGAAGCCAUGCUCAAAAAGAAGUUUGUUGAGCAACAGCAAGACGAGGUCUCAGACACUGACCAGUUACUAGAGGAAGAAACUCAAAAUGAGAAAAACAACUAAGGUUUGCCUGCACUUACGUGACCAACAGACCAUCUGCAGGGGAAUCUAUUGGGACCUGAAGUUUCAACCAAUGAGGAUCAUGGAAGGAAUGUUGAGAUGAGGGGGCAGUUAAGAAUGAAAGCAGACAGAAAGCAGAUAAAGGACUCUUAAAUACCUAGCUAUGGCUGUAAAUUAUAGCAGAAAACCUUUUGUUUUUAAUUAAUAAUGAAAUAACCUCUGAAAUCACUGAAGAUAUAAACCAUGUAUUUACAUGGAAUGUUAUCCAUACAUCUAUAUAAUAUAAAUUCAAGGACCAUAGCAUUUUGCCUAUCUUAUUGUGAUAAAAUUACCCUUAAUGUUUGGAUAGUCAUUUUUCUUAUAUGUAAAUUUAAUAUUAUUAAUAAUUUACAUAAUUUAAAUUAAAUAUGUGUGCAUUUACUUCUGAGUAUAAAGGAUCUCUUUACUGCUUUAUUACAUGUUUAGAACAAAGGGGCAUGUGGUGGCUCAGUCGGUUAAGUAUUGGACUCUCGAUUUCGGCUCAGGUCAUGAUCUCGCAGUUCGUGAUUUCAAGCCCUGCAUUAGGCUCGGCACUGAUGGUGAGGAGCCCACUUGGGAUUCUCUAUCUGCCCCUCCUCCAUUUGUGCUCAGUCUCUCUUUCUCUCUUUCCCUCCCCCUCUCUCUCUCUCUCAAAAACAAACUUAAAACAAUGUUUGGAACAUGAUGUUUAGUUGCCCCCAUAGUAUGUAUUACUCUCUCUCCCUUCUCAGAAGGAGGGAAGGACAGAUGUGAGAUUUAAUAAUGCUUAAGGAUGUAGGCGUGGACUGUUGAGUUAAAAAUAUUUUUAAUUAGCUUGAAAACAAUGGAGACCUAAUAGUGAGGAAUUGCUGGGCAAAUAUCUAGGAGCAAAAUUCAGAGAGUUGGUUCUGGCAUUUAGAGCCACUUUUUUUUCCUCCCCUGAGGGAAUGUGCAAAUUCUAGAAAAUUUGGCUGAAAAGCUGAGUGAAUCUUUCCCCAGCUUUGUAAAACUAAGGGGACAAAAACUGGAGUCAUACUGGAGGCCCUGGUAAGCCUCUUCCAUUUAGGUUGGACUCUAAAAGGCUGUGUGCCAGUAGUAAGGAUUAAUUGGAAAUAACUGUCCCUCACAAAGACUACAGUUUAGCUUCCAGUCAUCUGAAUGCUCCAAAAAAAUCUCAGUUGCAGAAAUUGAAUUAAAGAGAUCAUUGAUUCCUGUUGCUUCAGAAAACUUGUCAGAAACAAAACAUAAAUUCUCUUUGUAGAAAGAUGACAUCAUCCUAGACCUCUUUUCAAAAACAGGUUUUUAUAUACAAUUUCCAGUAUAUGAUCAAGGAUAUCCAGGUACAUGAGAACAAGCAGUAGCAGAAAUUACAGGUAAUAGAAACAAACCUAAAGGGAUCUAAACUAUUGGAAUUAUUAGAUUUAAAAAUAGCUAUGCUUACUACUAUGGACUUCUAGCCUCCAGAAUUGUGAGAAAAUAAAUUUCUAUUGUUUUAGCCACCCAAUCUAUGUUGUUAUGGCAACCUGAUCUAAGACAGAUUUUGGUGCCAGGAGUGGAAAGCUGCUGUAACAAAUAGUUCAACAAUGUGGAAGCAGCUUUGAAACUAGAGAAUGGCCAGAGGCAGGAGAGUUGUGCAGUAUAUACUAGAAAUAUAGAUAUUAAGGGCAAUUCUGGUAAGGUGUCAGACAGAAAUAGGGAACGUGUUACUGGAAACUAGAUGGAACACAAUCAUUUAUAAAGUGGCAAAGAACUUGGCUGAACUUUGUUGUAGUGUUUUGUGGGAGGUAGAACUUGUGAGCUAUGAAAUUGGAUAGUUAGCUGAGAAGACUUCUAAACAAAGUAUUGAAGGAGUGACUUGGUUACUCCUGACUGCUGAUACAGUAAAAUAUUGAAGGGAGAUGAAAUGAAGAAGGAAUUAUUAAACAAAAAGGAAUAAGAACUUGAAGGUUUGGAAAAUUCUCAGUCUAUCCAUAUUUCAAAGAAAUGAGAAAGUGUAUUCUGAAAAGAACAUUAAGGGUGUGGUUGAACAGCUAUUUGAUAAAGAGCUUAUAGGAUUAUAAGAGUAGGAAUACUGCCAGUUUGAACUGAAGGAGAUGGAGGCAGGAUGAAAUGAAGGAAGGCUGUCAGACCUCUUGGCUUUGACAGGAUGAACCGAUAGAGCUACUGUGAGGCAAAAGUACACAAUUCUUCAAACAGUUUCAACAGGUCAGAUGGCCUUGAUGUAGAACCCUAAGAGUGGGACCACCGUGGGACCUGAUCCAGGCAGAAGUGCAAUGAUAGGACCCUCACCAAGAGGACAAUGGGACACAGCAGAACCAAAGCAUUGGGCCAUCCUCCUGAUCCAUGGGAGUAAUGCUGCCAUCCCCACAGACCUAGAAGGCAGGACAUUGAGGCAGAGAGGAUUAAUUUCAAGCUUAAGAAUCUGAUAGGAUUUGUCUAGCUAGGCUUUGGACUUAUUUGGGACCCAUUACUUCUUUCUUCUUUCUGAUUUCUCCCUUUGGAAUGAGAAUAUCUAUUCUAUAUUUGUUCUGCCAUUAUAUUUUAGAGGUACAUGACUUAUUCACAGCUGGAGAGGAUUUUGCCUCAGGAUGACUCAUACCUUGACUCUCACCCAUACCCGAUUUGUGAUUUAGAGGAUAUUUAGAUGAGAUUUAGUUGAUGCUCUAAUGAGUUAAGACUUCGGGGGCUAUUGGGAUGGAAUGAAUGUAUUUUGCAUGUGAGAAGGACAUGAAUUGGGGGAGGGGAGGGCUGGGGUGGAGUGCUAUGGACUUGUGUCCCUCCCAAAUUCAGAUGUUGAAGCUCUAACCUCCAGUAUGAUGACAUGUGUAGAUAAGGACUGUGGGAGAUAAUUAUGAUUAGAUGAGAUCAUGAGGGUGAGUCCCCCAUGAUGGGAAUGAUGCCCUAAUAAGAAGAGACACCAGAGAGCUUGUUUUUUCUGUUUUUUGUUUUUUUCUUUUUUUCCGUGCCAUAUGAGGACAUGGCAAGAAGGCAGUGAUCUACAAACCAAGAAGAAAGUUGGCCCCAGAAACCAACCAUGCUGACAUCUUCAUCUUGGACUCCUAGCCUGCAGAACUGUGAAAAAAAUAAAUUUCUGUUGUUUAAGCUA